This is a messenger RNA of Apis florea (little honeybee), 4170 nucleotides long. Its product is annotated as homeobox protein PKNOX2. Gene Ontology annotation, molecular function: DNA binding. NCBI's taxonomy places the organism in Eukaryota, Metazoa, Arthropoda, Insecta, Hymenoptera, Apidae. Gene Ontology annotation, biological process: regulation of DNA-templated transcription. The record is from RefSeq and is a predicted model, not a curated record.
AUGACGUCAUAAAAGACGUGUCAGUGGAAGGAGUAGACAGGAUUGUAGAGGAGCAUGUUGAAAAAUGUCCGAUUACUUUAAUUUAUUGUACGGCGUGAAUAGUAGUAAACAGAAGGAUUUGUGUUGACGCGCGUGUGAUCGUUAGAUCGGCAUCGAUAUACGAUUAUCAUCGAGCCAGGAAGUAUCACGUGGACGAAAAGGAAAUUAGUUUUCGACUAGUCAGACACGCCGACCGAAAUAUCUUCGAAAAAUAAAAGUGGUGGACGGUGUUGUUUUGUUCCUGUAAGUUUUAUCUGAACGAGAUUUUUUUGUACGUAUAAUUUUGUAAAUUACCGGAAGAUCGAAAAUAAAUCGAAGAGCUCAAGAAUUCAAAUAUAAGAGAUUUCGGAGGAGCUGAGCAACGAUGGAAGCUGCUAGACAGGAAUGAUAGAAUGCAAGAGGGUAGCACCGCCGUGGCGCUAGCAAUGGUGACUCCUGGCUACGAUCAGGACCCUGCAAGUGGGGUUGCCGAUUACACAACUCAUCAAGAUCAAGCUCAAUUUGAAGCAGACAAGAGGGCAGUGUACAAACAUCCCCUCUUUCCAUUGCUCGCGUUACUUUUCGAAAGAUGCGAACAAGCUACUCAGAGCUCGGACAAUUCAACGUCCGAAAGUUUCAACAUGGACAUACAGGCCUUCGUCCAACACCAAGAAAGAGACCGAAAGCCAUUUCUGAUCAAUGACCCCGAAAUUGACGGUUUAAUGAUCAAGGCGAUACAGGUGCUACGAAUUCAUCUACUCGAACUGGAAAAGGUGCAGGAACUGUGCAAGGACUUUUGCAACAGAUACAUCACAUGCCUGAAGGGCAAGAUGCAAAGCGAGAAUCUGCUACGCAGCGAUUACAGUCACCAUGGACACGACAUGGGUCCAUCGAGUGGCAGCAACGGGAGCAGUCCUUUGCAGGUGCUGUCUUCUACAGGCAAUGAUGUUGAGUCGGGAGCUAACGGAUUCAGAGUGAGCAGAGGUGAUAUCCUGUCGGAGAACGGUGGUGCGAGUCAGUUGGCUGCGCAAGAGGAAACCGGUAACGACAGGCCGUCGUCGGUGCGAUCAUCUUCCACUGCUCAACGCUCGAACAGAUCCUCCAGUCAAGACCAUGACGAUCCUCUAUCACCUUCCACGGUGCAUGGAAGUACACCCCUUUCGCAGAUCGGUGCUCAUUCCUGUGCGCCAGUCAACGAUAUGUAUCUUGGUCAAGAUGAUAUGGACUAUGUGAAUAUUGGCGACAGAAUAUAUUUAGAAGAGGCUGGCUAUUGGGGCCUUCUUGCUUUACAAGAGCGUGAAAAUGAAUACGUCGAUGUCGGAGAUGCGAAUGAUGAAAAGUAUUUUGAUAUCACUGUGGCGGGUUCUCCUUCACCUGCACCAAGCGAAGACGAAGACGAAGUAUGUGGCACUGGUACUGCUACUUCCAAUCACAGUAGUAGUCAUGGAGGUAAUCAUAGUAGCGUUAAAAAAGGAAGACAAAAACGAGGUGUCUUACCUAAACAAGCUACGAGCAUUAUGCGAACUUGGCUUUUUGAACAUUUAGUUCACCCAUAUCCCACGGAGGAUGAGAAACGUCAAAUUGCAAGUCAAACGAACUUAACGUUAUUACAAGUUAACAACUGGUUCAUCAAUGCUCGUCGACGAAUUCUUCAGCCAAUGCUCGAUGGUGCCGGGGCAGAUUCGGUGCAACGUGCUGGAAAACGUCACAAAGUGUCAAAGCACGUGGUACAACAUCAACACGUACAACAACAGCAAGGAGGCGGCUGGCAAUCUGAAGACUCUGGGAGCGAUUCAGGCUCCAGCGACGGUGAGGGAGGUGCCGAUAGAUCGAAAGAUGGUAAUGAUAGCGAUGAAGAUGAUCUUCACUGACCUCUGUCGAUCAUCGAAACAUCAACCUCUUUACGGUACCUUCAAAUCCAGUUGCUCAUUACAGUAUUAAGGUAUUCGAGAAUAGAUUUCGCUUUAACUGUCAAAUACGUAAUUAUUCUCGCGAAAAUCAAGGGUAUUAUUGGUCGAGGUUAUCACGCUCUCUUAUCGGAUCCGAUAGUUUUGAUCUCCUUUUCUAUCCAUGGAGCAUCUUAGCGUUUUUAAGCGUCAUUAUUCAUAUUAUUAACUACGGUCCGAGAAAGAUUGAAAAGAAAUAUUGUAUAAUUCGAUUAUGAAAUAUGUUCUCUUCUUUUUUCCUUUUCUUUUUCUCCCACAUAUAUUGUCCGUAAGAACAAUAUGAUCAUGAUAUGAAAGAGAUUCAUUAAUCGAUUUAGAAGGCAAAUUUUGAAUAUAACGAAACUUAGGAUUGUUAUUUAAUCAGUUUUAUUGAGUCGUUGAUAAAUAAGCUACAUUGUAGCAGUUUUUCCCCUAAAAUAGUUUUUUGUUUCUCGCGAUUGUUUCUUCUUAACGAUUGUUAAUUUGCAUAAUAUAGUUUAGGAUAACGAAUGAAAAUACUACAUGUGUAGUAUAAGUUAUCAUUUGUAUCAUUUAUUAAACUAUAGAUCUACAAUAUUUGUUGAACAUCGUUUAAUUAAUUAAAGCGUGGUUCUUAUAUCAAUAAUUUGUAGGAACAACAAAUUAUUUUUCGAAAAGAACAUAAAUAUUUACGCUAUGAGAGAUCGUUAGAGGUCGUAACAAAUAUAUUUGCCUGUAAUAUGUACAUUCUUUUCUAUGGUGUAGAGUAUGAACAAAUGUUUCACUCAUUUAAUGAUAAAAAAAAAAAAAAAAAGUUAAAUCUAAGGUGACAACAAAAAACUCAACGUUAAUGUUUAUAUAUUUUUAUAUCAAGACUUUAUUUCUUUCGAAAUGCGUUUUCUUGACUUUACAGCAAACGUCUUUCAAUGUUUAACAAUAAUAAAAAAAAAACUGAACAAGAGCAGUACAUGAUUACAAACCAUAAUUUCUACAAAAAAAAAAAAAGAAAAUAACAAUUUUUAUUAAUUACAUUUAUUUUAUAAAUUCUGGACGGAUUUAUGAACGGAAGACUAAUAGUAUUUUAAGUAAAAAAUAAAGAUCAUCGUCUGACUAUUUAUUGGUUCAACGAGCCUCAUACAGUUAACUUAACUUUUGAAUAGUUCUGACAGAAAUAAAAAUAUUUCUGUAUAUACUUAGUACUUUCUAUAGCGUUAUCGAAAUCGUCCAUAUGAGACUAUGUAUAAUAUAGAAAUCUUAAUAACGACAAUGAACGGUCGUUCUCAACCCUUCCUAAUUAAAAUAAACUAUGAUGAUAUUGUGCUACUACAUUAAAAUAGACGAGAUAUGUUUUUGUGAUCGAUCGCCAACUAUCAAAAAAGGAAAGAAAAAUCUAACUCUCAAAAAAUCAUGAUAAUUAAUAGAUGAUUAUGAUGAUCGGUCAAUAAGAUGGUAACAAUCUCAGUCUUGUACUCUUCGUGCCAUUAAAGAGCGUGGUAACUUCCGCGUUUAGUCUUUGUUCAGCUCUGCAGUGUCGUGACAUAGCGAAGUGCUAUCCCUCCAAGAUAAUAAUAAUAAUAAUAAUAAUAAUAAUAAUAAUAAUAAUAAUAAUAAUAAUAACAAUAAUAUUAUUAUUAAUAAUAAUACUAUUACGACUAAUAACGAUAACAACAACAAUGAUAAUAUAAUGCUACUUUAAAUAUAUGAUGAUUAUAUUUUUAAACUCUAAGUGUCGUCUUUAAAAAAAUGCGUGUAUCGCAGUUGAACAAAUGUGGUACUGCUGUACAUAUACAAUAUACAAGGACUAUUAGAAAUAAAGGAAAAUAACAUUAGUGCGAUUGUCCAAGAAGAAAACAAGAGGAAAAAAUGAAGAAGAAUAUGAUUAAUAAUAACACUCUCGUAACAACAGAGAAAAAAAAGUCUAAAGCUCCUCGACACAUGCCAUCUUAGGGAUGUAAGUGUUCAUACAUUCGCUGUCUGCAUAUGAUUGGUUGCGUUUUACUGACAGUGUCCUCCAGAUCGCGAGUGCUGAAUACUUAGCAAGAUGUAAUUUUUAAUUAAAAAAUCAAUGGAAAUUGUUUUAAAUUUCAUGAUAAUUAAUCAUGUAUAUAUAUAUAUGCUCUUCCUAUAACUUGUCUUCGAUUGUUCUUUAAUUAUUUCCAAGCGUUCCGUCCAUCACAUUCUCAACAUUGUUCAAAUAUGCUUCUCAGAUCUUUGACUGCCUUCGAAGUGCUAUUCUAAAAAAAGCAAG